Solea senegalensis (Senegalese sole) is the source of this 2678-nucleotide messenger RNA. Its product is annotated as TANK-binding kinase 1-binding protein 1-like. Gene Ontology annotation, cellular component: cytoplasm. The record is from RefSeq and is a predicted model, not a curated record. Bases 111 to 2000 code for a protein of 629 amino acids. The transcript has 13 exons. Gene Ontology annotation, biological process: canonical NF-kappaB signal transduction. NCBI's taxonomy places the organism in Eukaryota, Metazoa, Chordata, Actinopteri, Pleuronectiformes, Soleidae.
CACACACACGGCAGCAUCCGCUGCUGAUGUCAGACUCCAGUCAUGUCGACCCUCCUCAGCACCAUCAGCACCAUCAGCACCAUCAUGGCUCCUCUACAGAUGCAUAACUGAUGAUGGAUCUGUUUGGCAGAGGAGAGCUGGGGCUGCUGGGAGGAGGGGAGGGCCUGAGAGAUGACGUGGGCGUGUCUGGGAUCAGCUGGUCAGCCAAUCGGCUGCCGGACAACAUGUAUCCGUCAUCGGGAUUGGCCCUGGCCGCGGCCUAUCAUGACAUUAAGACCCGACUGGCCAGUCUGGAGAGAGAGAACAGCAGCAUCAAGAGGAAACUCAAACACUAUGAGUUUCCCAUGAUCAGUGAAUUCGGCGAGGAGAGGAUAGUGUGUUGCUCCUGUGAGCCGAUAACCAAGGACACCAGUGUCAUCCAAUCAGAGACCACCAACCUACAACAGAGGAUCAACUCCCUCACGCAGGAGCUCCAGAAAAGUAAAGAGAGAGAGGAGAGGCUGGAGGAAGUCAUCCAGGCGUACGAGAAGAUUCACCUGGAGAAAAGCAACGUCCAGAGAGACCUGGACAAGAUGACGACUCUAGUUGAGCAGCACAUGGAGAGGAUCUGCGGUUUGGAGUCUGCUCUCAGACAGAGAGAGAGUUCUCUUCAGAAACUUCGAGCUCAACUACGUAACAAAGACGCGCAUCAGUCCCAAAUCCACGCCAGCCUGGAUGUACCCAGAGAGGGCAGAGGGUCACUGCAGAGCUCACGCAGUCUGGACGCUCUGUCAGACCUGAAGCUGCAGCGACUGGAGGCCGAGCUGGAGGGAGCGCGACACCAGGCCGACGGAGCCUGUCAGAGGGAGAAGGAGCUGAGGGCGGAGCUUCAGAGGCUGCAACAGGAAGUAGCUCAACUGCAGCAAGCACAGAGACAGUCAGAGGAGUUGUCCCACUGUGAACACUGUGACGUAGAAUGGAUAAAGAAAGCUGGGGAUGAACAGGUGAACCUAGCGUUAGCCUACACUGAGCUAACAGAAGAGUUGAGUCGGGUUCGCGGUCUGACGGCAAAACAAAGUGAACUUCUACGACACGUGUCACAGGAGACGGUCUCUCGUCAACCUCCGAGUCCUCAGCUACUCUCCCCCACCUCCCCCCAGCGUUCUUCACUCUCGCCUGACAGGCUGCUUCCCAGCCCCUCCCCUCCUCUGUCCCUGUGCGACGGCCCCGCCUCCUACUCUCAUCAACCAACCAGCAGCCGCCUACGAGCGAAGUUCCAGGGUCGUCGUAGUUACUCGGAGGUAUCUGACCCAUCAGCCAUUCAGAGGCCCUCCGCUCGCCUGCUGAGGGACCCAGUGUCCACCCUCCCCAAGUCCAGACCCCUCCUGGGCGAGUCGCAGGUUUAUGGUCAAAGCAAACCUCAGCUCCGGACCUCUUUGGUGGGCCUGGUCAGACCGGCCUCAGCCCAUGGAGCUGGAGGAGAGAGAGGGGGAGGAGGAGCUGCGGAGAGAGGAGGUGGCAGCAGUUUGAGCAGCAGUCCUCGUCACUGCGCUCUGGACCUGGGCUUUCCACUCGCUGCUGAGGUGCACCACUUCUGUCGCCUUGACAACCCGCCUGAGCCCGCCCCACUGGUGACACCGCCUCAGUCCUCUGAUGAUGAAGAGGACGUGUGUGUGUACCUGUCGCCGGCUGCCAGCCCACCUCGGACUCUGGGUGCGAUCGGGAUCGUCGCCUCGUCGCCCAGGGAGCAGCCCCUUCACCCCUCGUUCCCGUCGCCAAGGAAACAGCCCCAUCAUCCCUCCUUCUCUGCCCCUGAGGGUCCUGCCGCCCUCUCCUGCCAUCUGCCUUCCUACAUGAACACAGAGCACGCUCAGUCAUGGCCCUCCAUUAAUUUAUGGAUGGAGUCGGAGGAGAGCGCCGUUCGCAGCUGCCCCUUGUGUCAGCUCACCUUCCCGACCGGUUACCCCGACGACGCUCUCAUCAAACACAUCGACUCGCACUUGGAAAACAGCAAAAUCUGACUUUUAAGGAUACCUUUUUUUUUUUUUACACCCAUUUCUCAUGGAUCAUAUUGGAUCAGAUUGGACAUGGUCAGGUGACUUUCAGUGGAACUUGCCCCGCCUUCCACAUCAGAUAGUGUUUUUCUACACUCCAGGGCUCAAGCAUCUGUCACUGAGUGUGUUUUUUGUUCACCGAGGACACGCCUAUCCCAAAAGUACCACGUCAACACGUCUGCAUCAAAUACUCUCCGUUCAGAAGCGUUUGUACAUACGGUGGAUUGAUGAAGAAAGAGCAGCUGUAAUAAAGACAGUAGUUCUGCAUGGUGUUAGAGCAGCUGAGGUGGCAGAGGAAGAAACGCUGACCCAGCAUGCAUCAGUGCACCUGGAUGUUGAUUAAAACAUUCUAAAAACAUAUAGAUUUUCUGAAGAGUUUAACACCCACAAUGAUCUCUGGACUAUUCUGAGGUGGAGUCAUAUUAGUUAUUAGUUGUUAUUAGUAGUAUGGAUAAGAUGAGAAAGUAUAAGUACAUAUUUAUGGUCUACAACAGUCUGAUUGCUGCUUUCCAAAUAUAUGUGACAUGCCGUAGAAGAAGUUAUAGUCUACUUCAAUGAGACAUCAGGACACAGGACAAUGGCUGAUUGUCAAGGAAAACAGGUAAAACAGAUAAAACGGAUAAAACGGAUAAAACAGAUAAAACA